AUAAUCACCACGGUAGUAGCCAUAGUAAUCGUAGUAUCCAGCAUCACCAUAUUUAUAACCGUACUUGUUGGGCUUGCUGUCGUAAAAUGCAGCGCUGCCAUAGACGUCCUUGUAAUCGUACUUAUCGGCGUUUUUGCCAUAGACGGCAAGGCUGCCAAUGAACUUGCCGCUCUUCUUGUCAUAGUAGCCAGCCUUGGAGACGUAAUUUCCGUAUUCGUCCUUGUACAUAGCGGAUCCUCUAUGGCCCUUGCCAUAAUCACCACGGUAGUAGCCAUCGUGGUCAUAGCCCUUACCAUAAUCACCACGGUAGUAGCCAUCGUGGUCAUAGCCCUUGCCGUAAUCACCACGGUAGUAGCCAUCAUGGUCGUAGCCCUUGCCAUAAACACCACGGUAGUAGCCAUCAUGGUCGUAGCCCUUGCCAUAAUCACCACGGUAGUAGCCAUCGUGGUCAUAGUCCUUGUCAUAUCCGCCAUCGUAGUAUUUUCCAUCGACUGACUUUUCAUCAUCACGGCGAGCCAAAGAGAUAGGCGAUCCCUGUACACUGGAGAGGAUGGCCAUGGCAGCAACGGAAAGAGCGAUAUUGAGACGCAUGUUGAGUUGUUUUGAGGAGAAAGGUAGUAUAAGAGAGCACAGAACG
This is a messenger RNA of Zychaea mexicana, 637 nucleotides long. RefSeq lists its product as uncharacterized. NCBI's taxonomy places the organism in Eukaryota, Fungi, Mucoromycota, Mucoromycetes, Mucorales, Lichtheimiaceae. The transcript has a single exon. Bases 241 to 495 code for a protein of 84 amino acids. The record is from RefSeq and is a predicted model, not a curated record.